GUUUUAGCCGACCUUUAACAUCAGCCUCACCAUCGGAGGAGUUAUGCAAAAGUACAAGGUCUACUGAAGUUCAGGAAAGUUCGUUAUAUAAAAGGUUUCCAUCGUAAGCAUGGGAGAGAAUGAUGAUUGGGAAUUUGAUAAAGAAAGAAAAAGAGAUCAUCCAACUACUGACCUUGACACACUAAUUCACUUUCUGAAGGCGGCUGUAGGAACUGGUGUAUUAGGUUUGCCUCUUGCCUUCAAGAAUAGCGGAUUAUCUUUAGGAGUUAUCUUCACAGUCAUUGUUGCAAUCAUAUGUACUCAUUGUGCUCUUAUUUUGGUAAAAUGUGCUCAUAUUGCUUAUAAGAAAAUGAGGGUAACAGAAUUGACCUUUCCAGAAGUAAGUGAAGCUAUUUUUGCAAAUGGACCUGAAUGGGGAAGAAAGUAUUCAACAUCAGCGAGGAUUUCUAUUGUUGUAGGUUUAUUUGCAACAUAUUUUGGAUCACUCAGUGUUUACACUGUUAUAAUAGCUCAAAAUUUUCAACAGGUAAUAGAAUGUCAUACUGGUUAUUCUUACAAUGUAAGAAUAUACAUAUCUGCAUUCCUUAUACCUCUAAUUUUGUUGACUUGGAUUCCGGAUCUCAAAUCACUUGCUCCUGUAUCACUGGUAGCUAAUGGAUUUAUGUUAAUCAGCAUAGGAAUAACUAUGUAUUAUCUCGUUGAUGGUAUUCAAUCUCCUCUUGAUAUGCCACAAGCUGCCUAUUUCACGGAGUGGCCCAUGUUUUUUUCAAUAACCAUUUUUGCCAUGGAAGCAAUUGGAGUGGUAUUGCCACUAGAAAAUAAUAUGGUGACUCCUAAACACUUAGUUGGAAUUUGUGGCAUUCUAGAUAUGGCUAUGAUUGUUGUAACAAUAAUCUACAUCCUCUUAGGUUUCAUGGGUUACUUAAAGUAUGGAGAUGAAGUUCUUGGCAGUAUUACCCUGAAUCUUCCAACAGAAGAUUAUGCUGCACAGGCUGUGAAAAUUCUUGUUGCUCUAGCUGUUUUCUGCACAUUUGGCCUUCAAUAUUAUGUAUGCCUUGAAAUUGUGUGGGGUGCUCUCAAAAACCGUUUUAAAACCCAUGUAAGGUUUUAUGAGUAUGUUGUAAGGACGAUCAUUACUUUUGCUGCAGUGCUACUGGCUGUAAUUGUUCCUACCAUUGGACCAUUCAUGGGUCUGAUCGGUGCUCUAUGUUUUGGAUUUCUAGGCCUUCUUGUUCCAGUUACUCUUGAAACUGUUUUAUACUAUGACGUAGGUUUUGGCCCUGGAAAAUGGAUUCUCUGGAAAAACAUAGGGAUUUUCAUAUUUGGAAUUAUGGCAAUUGUAUUUGGUACUCACACCAGCAUGAUUGAUAUUAUUCAUGAGUACACCGAUUAAUAGAGAACAUCUCAGCCAAUAUAUAAUAAGCAGUUUACAGUUUGAAAUGAAGAAAUUUUGGGAAUUAGGAUGUGCUGUUAACACACUUCCUGCCUUUUUGUUUCUUCAAAGAAUUUAACUGAAUUGUAUUUAUUUAUUUUAAAUCUUUUAUUCAUCUUUUUAAAAAACUAAUUCCACUUUUUUUGUUCUUAUCAUUGAAAGUGUGAUUGAUUAGGGUGUUGUUCACCAGUUUUUAAAAUAUUUUGAUUUAAACAAAUUAUUGUUUUGUCCUUAUAACUAAAAACAAAUAUGUAAAUAUAAUAUUCAAAUACUUAUUUUGAAAGAACUACUCUUGGCUUAAAUUUAUUUUUUCUGUUAUUUAAACAAAUUGUUUAAUGUAUCUUCAUUUUUAUCUUUGAAAUGUUCCUUUAGAUAUAAUUCUAAUAAAGAAAAAAAAUUAUUUUUCAAUGAAUCUUCAGUAAAUACUUUUUAUUUAUAGAAUAACAUAAGACAUUGAAUAUCACAGUAAGUAUUGUACUAAUUUUAUAUAAAAAUUGCACUUAUGCGUUGCAAAAAUUGCACUUAUGCGUUGCAAAAAUUGCAAUUAUGAGAAAGCAUUUAAUAUCAUUUUUUUUUUUAAUAGACCAUUUUUAUUUACUUACUGACUGGCACAACAACCCACGGUGGGCUCUGAAUUCUCAGACAAUACUGCACAUCGCUCCGGUUCUACAAAUGCUAAUAACAAGCAUUGCCAAUUCCUUCCUAUCAUUUUGGACUACCUCCUAUGGAUGCCUUCAGAUAUAAGGUGAAAGGGAGCCCCUUUAUCAAAAGAGGGUCUCCUCUUCGAAAAAUAUUUGAAAAUUAUGUCU
Messenger RNA from Nezara viridula (southern green stink bug), 2241 nucleotides. NCBI's taxonomy places the organism in Eukaryota, Metazoa, Arthropoda, Insecta, Hemiptera, Pentatomidae. The record is from the annotation of a GenBank genome assembly.